Vicia faba (fava bean) is the source of this 1083-nucleotide messenger RNA. The record is from the annotation of a GenBank genome assembly. Lineage: Eukaryota; Viridiplantae; Streptophyta; Magnoliopsida; Fabales; Fabaceae.
AUGGCGGAACAACCUCUCCCGUUCGAGGAUCACGCAAUUCCGGUUGUCGACGACGACGACGACUACACCGGCGGCGAUGAUACCAUGGAUGAAUUGGAGGACGAGACGCUCGUCAAUUCAGUGAACGCUUCAGCUACUGCGAAUCACAACGGCGUCGUUUUGCCUGUAACCCGUACUGGUGAGCUCACUCUUUCUUUCGAGGGUGAGGUUUACGUCUUUCCCGCUGUCACACCUCAGAAGGUUCAAGCUGUUUUGCUGCUUUUGGGAGGUCGCGAUACGCCGCCAGGCAUGACUACUGAUGAACUUCCGUUUGAUCAAAGUUAUAGGGGCAUGAGUGAUAUUACAAGGCGUCCAAAUCUUUCACGAAGGAUAGCCUCCUUGGUCAGGUUCCGUGAAAAACGCAAGGAAAGAUGUUUUGACAAGAAAAUUAGAUACACUGUGAGAAAAGAGGUGGCAGAAAGGAUGCAUCGAGAGAAGGGACAGUUUGCAUCCGUGAAGCCAAGCCCUGGUUCCUCUAAUUGGUAUUCUGCACAGGGUGCUGGUCAAGAUGGCACUCCUAAUCCUGAAACUCUGCGUAGAUGUAAACAUUGUGGAGUCGAUGAAAACAGUACUCCUGCAAUGCGUCGCGGCCCAGAUGGACCAAGAACUUUAUGUAAUGCAUGCGGGCUCAUGUGGGCCAACAAGGGAACACUCAGAGAUCUCAGUAAGGGUGGAAGGAGUCUUUCUGUUGCGCAAAGUGGUCUGGAUCGUCCUGUUGAUGUCAAGCCUACUGUUCUUGAAGGGGAAUUGUCUGUCAUCAGAAAUGAACAAGGUAUUUCUGAAGAUCAUCCUUCCAAGGCCAUUGCUGCUGAAGGUUUGAAUAAUGAUGCAUUUAAUCCAAGUGAUGAGGAAUUACCUGUAUCUGUAGAAGACUUAGCAAGCACACUGCCGUCGGUGAUAGAUCAUUCUUCGGAAAAUGAUGAUGAGCAGGAACCCCUGGUUGAACUUUCUAAUCCUUCAGAUACAGGAAUGUCUAAUCCUUCAGAUACAGGAAUGUCUAAUCCUUCAGAUACAGAUAUUGACAUUCCUGGAAACUUUGAUUAG